This is a messenger RNA of Pteronotus mesoamericanus, 5005 nucleotides long. RefSeq names its product xylosyltransferase 1 (gene XYLT1). Gene Ontology annotation, biological process: chondroitin sulfate proteoglycan biosynthetic process; heparan sulfate proteoglycan biosynthetic process. Gene Ontology annotation, cellular component: membrane. The coding region runs from base 77 to 2941 and encodes 954 amino acids. NCBI's taxonomy places the organism in Eukaryota, Metazoa, Chordata, Mammalia, Chiroptera, Mormoopidae. Gene Ontology annotation, molecular function: protein xylosyltransferase activity. The transcript is spliced from 12 exons. The record is from RefSeq and is a predicted model, not a curated record.
GCGAGCCACGGGGAGCGCGGGGGCGGCCCGGAGCGCCCCGGGUCCCCGCACCCCGCUCGCCCGCCGCGCUCCGAAGAUGGUGGCGGCGCCGUGCGCCCGGAGGCUGGCCCGGCGCUCGCACUCGGCGCUGCUCGCGGCACUCACCGUGCUGCUGCUGCAGACGCUGGUCGUGUGGAAUUUCAGCAGCCUCGACUCCGGGGCCGGGGAGCGCCUCGGGGGCGCAGCGGUCGGCGGCGCCGAGCAGCCGCCUCCGGCCCCGGCCCCGCGCCGCGAGCGCCGGGACCUGCCUGCCGAGUCGGCUGCAGCCCGAGGAGGCGGCGGCGGCCGCGGAGGACUGGGGCCCCCAGCGCGGGCACGGGGAGGCGGCGCCGGAGAACCCUGGGCACAGCAGCCGGCCAGCCGGGGGGCACUGCCCGCGCGGGCGCUGGACCCACACCCAAGUCCGCUGAUCACCCUGGAGACCCAGGAUGGCUACCUCUCUCACCGGCCAAAAGAGAAAGUGCGAACGGACAGCAACAACGAGAACUCGGUCCCCAAAGAUUUUGAGAAUGUGGACAACAGCAACUUUGCACCAAGGACUCAAAAGCAGAAACACCAGCCUGAGUUGGCAAAGAAGCCCCCAAGCAGACAGAAGGAGCUUUUGAAGAGGAAGCUACAGCAGGAGAAGGGGAGAGGACAUUCGUUUCCUGGCAAAGGCACCAAUGAGGUGCUACCUCCUGGCGAGGGAGCUGCAGUUAACAGCAGCCGUGGGAAGGAUGCCCCCGGCCAGCCCCAUGCCAGGAAAAGCGGGGGUAGCUCCCCUGAGCUCAAGUAUGACCAACCCCCCAAGUGCGACAUCUCUGGCAAGGAGGCCAUCUCCGCCCUGUCCCGCGCUAAGUCCAAGCACUGCCGCCAGGAGAUCGGGGAGACCUACUGCCGCCACAAGCUCGGGCUGUUGAUGCCAGAGAAGGUGACUCGGCUGUGCCCCCUGGAAGGCAAAGCCAACAAGAAUGUCCAGUGGGAUGAGGAUUCAGUGGAGUACAUGCUAGCCAACCCAGUCCGAAUUGCUUUUGUCCUGGUGGUCCACGGCCGCGCCUCUCGGCAGCUUCAGCGCAUGUUCAAGGCCAUCUACCACAAAGACCACUUCUACUACAUCCACGUGGACAAGCGCUCCAAUUACUUGCAUCGCCAAGUGCUCCAGUUUGCCAGCCAGUACGACAAUAUCCGUGUCACCCCCUGGCGGAUGGCCACCAUCUGGGGAGGAGCCAGCCUCCUGUCCACAUACCUACAGAGCAUGCGGGACCUCCUGGAGAUGACCGACUGGCCCUGGGACUUCUUCAUCAACCUCAGCGCAGCCGACUACCCCAUCAGGACAAAUGACCAGCUGGUGGCAUUUCUCUCCCGAUACCGAGAUAUGAAUUUCUUGAAGUCACACGGCCGGGACAAUGCAAGGUUCAUCCGGAAGCAGGGCCUGGACCGGCUUUUCCUGGAGUGCGAUGCCCACAUGUGGCGCCUGGGGGAUCGGCGGAUCCCAGAGGGCAUUGCUGUAGAUGGUGGUUCAGAUUGGUUCCUACUGAACCGGAAGUUUGUGGAGUAUGUAACAUUCUCUAGAGAUGAUCUCGUGACUAAAAUGAAGCAGUUCUACUCCUACACCCUGCUUCCUGCUGAGUCCUUUUUCCACACGGUCCUGGAGAAUAGCCCUCACUGCGACACCAUGGUGGACAACAACCUGCGCAUCACCAACUGGAACCGCAAGCUGGGCUGCAAGUGCCAGUACAAGCACAUCGUGGACUGGUGCGGCUGCUCUCCCAACGACUUCAAGCCCCAGGACUUCCACCGCUUCCAGCAGACAGCCAGACCCACCUUCUUUGCCCGCAAGUUUGAAGCCGUGGUGAAUCAGGAGAUCAUUGGGCAGCUGGACUAUUAUCUGUACGGGAACUACCCUGCAGGCACCCCUGGCCUCCGCUCCUACUGGGAGAAUGUCUACGACGAGCCCGAUGGCAUCCACAGCCUGAGUGAUGUGAUGCUCACCUUGUACCACUCCUUCGCCCGCCUGGGCCUCCGGCGGGCUGAGACCUCGCUGCACACAGACGGGGAGAACAGCUGCCGGUACUAUCCAAUGGGCCACCCAGCCUCUGUCCACCUCUACUUCCUUGCUGACCGCUUCCAGGGCUUUCUGAUCAAGCAUCAUGCUACAAAUCUGGCAGUGAGCAAACUCGAGACGCUGGAGACAUGGGUGAUGCCAAAGAAAGUCUUCAAGAUCGCCAGCCCACCCAGCGACUUUGGGAGGCUUCAGUUUUCCGAGGUUGGCACUGACUGGGAUGCUAAGGAGCGGCUCUUCCGCAACUUUGGAGGUCUCCUGGGGCCCAUGGAUGAGCCCGUGGGCAUGCAGAAAUGGGGGAAGGGCCCCAACGUUACCGUGACCGUCGUGUGGGUGGAUCCCGUCAAUGUCAUCGCAGCCACCUACGACAUCCUGAUUGAGUCCACAGCUGAAUUCACCCACUACAAACCCCCGUUGAACUUGCCCCUGAGGCCUGGGGUCUGGACAGUGAAAAUUCUCCACCACUGGGUGCCAGUUGCAGAGACCAAAUUCCUCAUCGCACCUCUGACCUUCUCCAACAGGCAGCCCAUCAAACCAGAGGAGGCACUGAAGCUGCACAACGGGCCCCACCGCAGCACCUACAUGGAGCAGAGCUUCCAGAGCCUGAACCCUGUCCUCAGCCUGCCCAUCAGCCCUGCCCAGGUGGAGCAGGCUCAGAGGAACGCAGCCUCCACCGGCACUGCGCUGGAGCACUGGCUGGACUCGCUGGUGGGCGGGAUGUGGACCGCCAUGGACAUCUGUGCCACAGGCCCCACCGCCUGCCCGGUCAUGCAGACCUGCAGCCAGACGGCCUGGAGUUCCUUCAGCCCUGACCCCAAGUCAGAGCUGGGGGCAGUCAAACCCGACGGCCGGCUCAGGUAGCACCGGGCAUGCGUGGAUCACAGCGGAUGUUAAAGGGAACACAGCCAGAGGGCCAGUGGGGCCUGGACCCUGGCCUCCCAACCAGGGGGUGCCUUUUGUGGGAGGGGCCCUCCUAGCCAUAGAAUGAUGGAGAAGGAAAGUUCUGGGGCCAAAGCAGGGCUUGCCGAUGACCUGCAUUUGGUAAGCUGGCUCCUGGGGGCGUGGUCUUACCUCUUCUGGCUGAUUCUCAAGUCCUACAGGGUCCUUGUCUUCCCCCUCCAAUGACCCAACCCCCGAGACAAGUAAUUCUCAAACUUUUACUUUGAGCAGCAGAACUUUGUUUACUAAGCGCAGUCGUGGGUGGGAUCAAGGCGCAGAUGAAAUCCAGGCUGCUCUGGUUGAAGCUGGGGAGAGGGAGGUUCUUUCUCAAAGCUCAGCCCAAUGGGCAGUCCCUUUGCCAAGGGCAUCUCCUAAAGGUACCUCUUCAGAACCUAAGGGCUCUGCAAAACCCAGUUUGAAAAGCACUGCCCAGAUGGUGGGUUUGAUCUCCAGCCCCACCCUUCCGCUCAUCUUUCCACUCCUCUGGUCCAGGAAACCCUUGUGCCAGCCCUGAAAUGACAUGGGAAGUCAUGCUCAUGGGCUUCUCUCCUGGGGGGCAGCCGACUCAGGAUGCCCUGAAGCCUCCCACCAGCCCUUCUUCUUAGCAGCUAGAUGAGCAGGAAAGCCUUGUGGUGCAACAUGGCCGAGGUCCACCAAAGUGAGACUGCCAGUGUCCUGGGUUCCAGGCCACCCUCCCUCAAGGAAAAAUAGGAUGAUAAUGAACCCCAAGUCUCCAACCGUUCAUGGGCCAGGACACCAAGACCAUGACCGUGUUGAUCGUUGACAGUGGGAGCAGGAGGGUCCACGGCCAUGAAACUCAUAGAGGUUGUUUGGAGCAAAGCUCCUGAGCUAGACAGCACAACGGUAUCCAUCACCUGCCUGAGCCUUUCCUUUCUGAGGUCAGGCGCCCCAGAGCUUUGUGAAUUGCACACUCGGUGCUGUUGGGAGUGACCAAAUCGCAUGGACCAGACUUUUCACAUCAAGGAAAAAGCAUUUCCGAUUUGGUUUUUAAAUUCAUGCCCUUCCUUACCGGAGGUACCAAGAGGCCCAUCUGACGUGCAGUGUAAAAGUGGGAAGCUUGAGUAUCUGGUUGUUUAAAACCAAAACAACCGUAUUGUUCACAAGGCCCGAGUUCCCAGAAACCUGGAGGGUUUCCUUGCCAUGUGCCCCUUGGAGUGACCCCUGCUCCUCUGAGAGCCCCUCCCCAGGGGCCCCCUUCCUCCUCUGAUCCCACCCUCCCCCAAAGGACAGGGUUCCCGUGGACCUGUGCCACCCCAGUUGCAAACUGUCCUUCCCAGGAGAGCCAGGCCUUGGUGUGUCUCUCCUGUGUGAGUUUGAAGGUACUACAGUUCCCUCUGAUGACUUUCAGCUGUUGCCCCCGAAACCACCCCAUCCCCCACCCAGCAAGGCAGGAUGUCCUAUGGGCAAUGGAGGAUAUAGAGAAAGGACACUUUAGAUAUUUAUUAUUUAUAAGUUUUAGUCAAUGACUAAUUAGUAGGUGCUGUUUUUGCAGCUUGUCAAUUAUGUUAUCUCACUAACUGAGGCUGCCUUUAUUCACUAAAGGUCCCCCCCAGCCCUUCUCCUCCUUCCUCUCCUUCCCACCCGUUAGUGUCUCCCUGCUGCCAUUUCUCUCUCUCUCAGUUUCUCUCUGUGUGUCUGCCCUACAUUCUCCAUGUCCUCAGAGGGCAGCAGGGGUGUUGGACACCAUGAGGAGAACACUUCGACCAGCAACAUCCACAGUCUGAUGUGGGGUAACUUGGGGAACACUGAAGCCUCACUUUUCCUCAUGCAGGUGUUAGCCUCAUCCAGACCUCCAUUUCUGGGGGUGCUGGAAUUCCUGAGCCAUCCCCGCUCCCCGCCCCAGGCACAGGGGCAGGACUGGCCAACCACUUGUCAAAGCAGGGAUCUUGGGCUGUCCCUGCUUCGUCCCUUGCUGACCUUCCUUAGCGAGUCUAACCAUGAAGCUCCAUGUAACAUGACAAGAUG